AUGGCAGAUUUGUGAUGUCAUAUUAGAAAUAGACUGUACUUAGGUAAACCAAGCCUCAAACCCUCAUCAGUUCACAGAUCAAAUCUGAGACAGCAGUCAGCAAGGCUCGCAACUUUGAACUGGUGUACAUUCGAGACACUUACUCCGCUAAGAUUAGCAAUGGAAAACAAGUUGAACUCAGAUGAUAUGAUGGAGAAGGAGAUGGAGGCUGAGGAGAUGGUUAACACAAUGCCAUUUCCCCACUUUCAUCCUUCCUACAGCUUACAUGUUAAGAAUCUGGAGCAGCAAGUGAAGGCUCUGCAGGAAGAGGCCAGAAAAAAAGAAUUAGAGGAAAUAAACAAAACCAACAAGAUUAAAGAGCUCCAUGAUCUUGUUGAACGUAAAGACAACCAGCUGCAGGCUGAAAGGCUGAGGGCUGACACCCUCCAGAAAGAACAGGAGGAAUUUAGGUGGGAAGUUCAAGAGAAAGCCAGCCAACACCUGAAGCAGGUUCAGAAUCUGGAGCUGGAGAAACUUUCCCUGGAGCAGAAGGUGGGUGCCCUUCAAAUAGAACAUAACAACAAAAUUAAAGAGCACCAAUAUAUAGUUGAACGUAAAAACAAACGGAUGAAGGCUGAAUGGCUGAGGGCUUCCGCCCUCCAGGAAGAACUGGAGAAUUUCGAGUGGGAAGUUGAAGAGAAAGCCAGCGAAGAGCAGGAGCAGGUUCAGACUCUGGAGCUGGAGAAACUUUCGCUGCAGCGGAAGGUGGGUUGGUUGAACAACAAGGUUCAAGAGCUUGUGCGCCUUCUUGUAUCUAAGGACAAAAAGCUGAUAAAGAACAUGGUGUUGCCUCGCUACCUCCGAUCAAGACUGGACAUGAACAAACAGGAGCUUGAUAAAAUGACCAAGACGUUGAUAAAGAAGGAGAAGGAGCUCGUAGACUUGAGGAAGGAGACCUACACCGAAGCACAGAUGGAGAACCUAAGGAACCAGCUGACAGGACAGACCACAAAUUGCUUUGAUCUGUCCAGCAAGCUAGAAGAGCAGGUGAGGGUCAGUCAGAAUCUUUUGGAGGAAGUGGCAGACCUGCAGGAAGAGGUCAUGACCAGAGCAUUAGAGGAUCCCAUCAAGAUUCAAGAGCUCCAUGAUCUUGUUGAACAAAAAGACAACCAGCUGCAGGCUGAAAGGCUGAGGGCUGACACCCUCCAGAAAGAACAGGAGGAAUUUAGGCGGGAAGUUCAAGAGAAAGCCAGCCAACACCUGAAGCAGGUUCAGAAUCUGGAGGUGGAGAAACUUAUGGAGCAGAAGGUGGGUGCCCUUCAAAUAGAACAUAACAACAAAAUUAAAGAGCUCCAAGUUGUUAUUGAACGUAAAAACAAACGGAUGAAGGCUGAAUGGCUGAGGGCUUCCGCCCUCCAGGAAGAACUGGAGAAUUUCGAGUGGGAAGUUGAAGAGAAAGCCAGCGAAGAGCAGGAGCAGGUUCAGACUCUGGAGCUGGAGAAACUUUCGCUGCAGCGGAAGGUGGGUUGGUUGAACUACAAGGUUCAAGGGCUUGUGCGCCUUCUUGCGUCUAAGGACAAAAAGCUGAUAAAGAACAUGGUGUUGCCUCGCUACCUCCGAUCAAGACUGGACAUGAACAAACAGGAGCUUGAUAAAAUGGCCAAGACGUUGAUAAAGAAGGAGAAGGAGCUCGUAGACUUGAGGAAGGAGACCUACACCGAAGCGCAGAUGGAGAACCUAAGGAACCAGCUGACAGGACAGACCACAAAUUGCUUCGAUCUGUCCAGCAAGCUAGAAGAGCAGGUGAGGGUCAGUCAAAAUCUUUUGGAGGAGGUGGCAGACCUGCAGGAAGAGGUCAUGACCAGAGCAUUAGAGGAUACCAACAAGAUUCAAGAGCUUCAUGAUCUUGUUGCGUCCUCAAAGAACCAGCUGCAGUCUGAAAGGCUAGAAGUUCAUGAGAGACUCAGUGAGAUGGAGCAAGUCUCUUUGUGGAAGAGGUUUAAAAAGACCAUGACUCCCCACAGUCAUCGCCAAUAUAAACAUCUGAGAUGGCGGAAGCAGGACCAGGAGUGAAACGCCAACCCCUCUGUUCCCCCAAUCCCCCUCAACAUACCCAGACUGUAACAGGCCGACUCUGCAUGGGUUUACUCCGGGCACUCCGGUUUCUUCCCACCAAUAUCUUUGAAAGAACUCUCUUCAGAAUAAUUUCUUAGAAAUUUCAAUAAAAAAAUUAAAACAACUUCA
This is a messenger RNA of Notolabrus celidotus (New Zealand spotty), 2223 nucleotides long. Its product is annotated as golgin subfamily A member 6-like protein 22. Lineage: Eukaryota; Metazoa; Chordata; Actinopteri; Labriformes; Labridae. The record is from RefSeq and is a predicted model, not a curated record. Bases 160 to 2052 code for a protein of 630 amino acids. The transcript has a single exon.